GAGGAUGGAGCCCACCACAGAGCAGCAGCUCAGCCUGCUCAACUCCAUCACUGCCAGCGACCUCACAGCCCUGAGUAACAGCGUGGCCACAGUGUGCAGCCCAGCGGAGGUGAGCUGCCUGGACUCGUACGGUUUCCCCCCUCUGGAGAGCCUCCACCGGGGGUCCCUGGCACAGGAAGAGCCCCUGGGCUUCCCCUCCAACGGAGGAGAUCCCGACUGUCUCAACAUGCUGGACGCUGGCUUCUACCACUCAGACCUGGGCCAGCGGGGAGGGGUGUACGGGGGCAAGGACUGCGAGCGGCCUUCUAAGAGGCUCAAGUUGGCGCUGCCCGACUCUUUCAUCAACGACGUUUCCGUGGGUAACCUCGGAGUGGACUUUGAGGGGCGGCGGAACACGGCACACCACCGCAUCACCGGCACCAAGAUGGCGGUGUCCGUCACGGACUUUGGGGGCUUGGCGGGCAGUGGGGAGCCCAAUGGGUUUAUGGGAGCACAUGCACGACGUCACAGCACGGCGCUGCAGUCAGAGUGACCACCCCCGCCCCCAGAAUCCCACUUUUAAAUCCACCAUCCCAUGUGUACAUAAGACUCACUCACUGGAGAUUUUUGUUUGAUAAUUAUAUAUACACAUUUAUUUCGUUUUUGAUUUUAUUUGUGAA
Salvelinus sp. IW2-2015 is the source of this 659-nucleotide messenger RNA. Its product is annotated as mesoderm induction early response protein 3-like. Lineage: Eukaryota; Metazoa; Chordata; Actinopteri; Salmoniformes; Salmonidae. The record is from RefSeq and is a predicted model, not a curated record.